Molecule: messenger RNA, 1092 nt
Organism: Camellia sinensis
Lineage: Eukaryota; Viridiplantae; Streptophyta; Magnoliopsida; Ericales; Theaceae
Source: RefSeq, a predicted model, not a curated record
AUGACUGUAAAAAUUGCUUCAUGGAAUGUUAGAGGAUUGAAUGAUCCCUCUAAACAAAAAGAAGUUAAGAAUUUUGUGUCCAAAGAAAAUGUUCAUGUCAUAGGAGUUUUGGAAACUAAAAUAAAGCAAAUCAAUGAGAGGAAAAUAUGUGGUAAAUGUUUUGGUAACUGGUCUAUGCUCUCCAAUUCACAACCAACUGAAACUGGGAGAGUCUGGGUGUGCUGGAACAAUGAUUUUUGUGAUCUUCAACUGAUUUCCAUGUCAAAUCAGCAUAUUUUGUGUAAAAUUCUUGACUUGGCUACAAAUGAAUAUUUUUUUGCUGUUUUUGUCUAUGCUGCAAACAAGCACACUUUGAGGAAAGUAUUUUUUGAUACAAUGUUUAACAUCUCCCGUGCUAAGUCCAAAAUUCCUUGUGUUUUCUUGGGUGAUUUUAAUGCUAUAAGAUACCAACAGGAAAAAAUUGGGGGUUCUCCUUCCUGGACUCCUGAAAAUGAGGAGUUUAAUACUUAUAUUAACGCAUCUGAAUUGGCUGAUCUAUCUUAUGGUGGAUGCCAAUUCACAUGGGCUAAUAAAAGGAGCGAGGGAGCUUUCAUAGCGACCAAGAUUGACAGAGUUCUGGUUAAUGAGGCCUGGCUGGAUAAGUUUCCUGAGUCUACGGCUACUUUUCUCCCGGCUGGUAUUUCUGAUCACUCAUCUGUUGUGGUCAACAUCAGUGUUAACAGUAGCUCCUUUAAGAAACCAUUCAAAUAUUUUGACUUCUGGUCCCAUCACCCAGAUUUUCUUAGUACUGUUUCAAAUACCUGGUCUCAAUACAUUCGUGGUGUCCCUAUGUUCAGAGUUUGUCAGAAGUUAAAACAACUCAAAGCCAGCCUUAAGCUUCUUAAUAAAAAAGAUUUUAGUGAUCUGUCCACUCGUGUCCUCAUCUCUAAGGCUAGUUUGGAUUUUGCUCAAAUUAACCUUGAUAAGGAUCCUUUGAACUGUGAGCUUCAAUCUAAGGAGAGAGAGGAGUUGAAAAGAUACAUUGAUCUUAGUAAUUUGGAAGAGUGUCUUGCUCUUCAAAAAUCCAGAGUCCUGGCUUGGUCUAGGGGAUAG